Molecule: messenger RNA, 2033 nt
Organism: Aplysia californica (California sea hare)
Lineage: Eukaryota; Metazoa; Mollusca; Gastropoda; Aplysiida; Aplysiidae
Product: zinc finger protein 271
Exons: 2
Coding region: 304-1533 (409 amino acids)
Biological process (GO): regulation of transcription by RNA polymerase II
Molecular function (GO): DNA-binding transcription factor activity; RNA polymerase II cis-regulatory region sequence-specific DNA binding
Source: RefSeq, a predicted model, not a curated record
AUGAUAUUGCCCUAUAUUCUUGUCCAGUGUGUAAACUACGUCGAUUGUCCUUAGAAUCGAAGAUCGAUCUGAAUUGAAGUUGAAGAUUAAUUUUUUCAUCGCCAUGGGUUACUGCCCUUGAUAGACACUAGAUGGCUUUCGUUGACGACAUCGACGGUUGACGAUGAAAAGUGACGAAAGAGGACCACUUCUAGAUCUAGGUUGUCCACAGGGUGACUUAUCUGACUGCUUUUCUCUCACUCAUCAAGAGAUCAAGAAAGGAUUCUUCCUUUGUGUACAGCGUUAGUGUACUGUACAUGACUUAUGGCAGACACUUCUGAGGCCGUGGAGUCUGAUCUAAGAUCUCCAAAACUUGAGGAAAAUCAGUUGAUGGACUUUGAUUCAGGGUCCAUGAAUUAUUUAAGACCUGACGACCAGGUUGUUAACAUGAACGAGAACAGUGGGGCUUCAAGGAGGGGCCGAUUUUCAUCCCGUGACCGUCCUUUUGCUUGUCAUGUCUGCAAUAAAAGGUUCACCCAGAAAGCUCAUCUGAUCAUUCAUAAAAGGAUUCACACGGGGGAGAAGCCAUACGCAUGUCACAUCUGCCAUAAAAGAUUCGCCCAGUCCUCACACCUCACCGUACAUAAGCGAGUCCAUACAGGGGAGAAACCUUUCUUCUGUAACUUUUGCGGCAUGGGGUUUUGUCGAAGGCCUCGGCUGGAGGCUCAUAUCUUACAGCAUGUUGUGAAAGAGGGAAAGCAGCUUCCGGCUAAUUUUAAAGGAGAUAUGAUGGGUGGCCUGUCUAUGGUAGGGUUAAGCAGCAGUACACCAGUUUCCAUGGGAGCCUCUAGUCAGGAUUCUUUAAGCUCUUCUUCAGAGAUGCUUGACUUCAAAAGCAAAGACCUCCCACUGACUACCAUUAAGACUGAGCCAAUAGAUGUACGUUCCAAUAAUAGUGAGACUUUGGAUGGCACCGCAGAUGAAUGCAAAGAUGGUAAUCAAAUAAGGUCCCCGGGGAAAGAUAACCUGGCUAGACUUGCUAAUUCCGGUGCUUCUGGUGAGUGUGGAAUUGGGGACAUAGAGUCUUCUUCUGAAACAAAAGGAGCUGGUAUUCAAAAGGGAGGCACUACUGGCUUGGGUUUGUCCAUGGAUGAGUUGGAUAAACUAGCCUCAAGUUUGACUGAAAUGACCGAAUCCCAAAAACAGGCUUUGAGUCAGAGUUUGCUGGCUCAGAAAAACCAGCUGAACUGUAUGAUGAACAAUAACAACUCAAUGAUGUCGAUGAACCCUGGUUUAAGCAUGUCUGGUCUGGUUCGCACCAAUAGCCGAGUGUCUCUCAUUGACUUCACUGCAGAGGAUAUACUCCGACAUCUCAUGUCUCGUGAUGAUGUAAAGUCCUGUGAUUUUUGCUGUAUUGUCUUCCAUGACCCUGCGAUGUAUUACCUCCACCGCAGUAUGCAUGACAAGAUGGAUGUUCGCUGCUGCAACUUGUGUGGAAAGCUGAUGUCAGAUAAAUAUGACUUUACUGCUCAUUUUCUGAGUGAACACAAGUGAGCUUUCUAUCAGAUUACUUUCAUUUUUUCUUGCUCUAUGGUGAUGUGUAGUCUGUGUGUAUAUUCAACUGAGUGUGAUCUUUGGCCUUUUAAAUUAUCAAGUACGUAUUUUUGUUGUACUUGUGGUAGGGCUCUUCACAGUUGUAUACAGAAGACACGAGUUUCAUUCCUGAAUUGGAAGGUUUUUGAAUACAUUGAUCUCCGUUUAAAAAAAAAUGUAGUGCCAGUUUUCCUAAAAGUAAAGCCUUCUUUAAUCUGUAAGAAAAUUUUUUUCCUAAUUUGUUUGCCUGAGACCAGUUCUAGAAAUAAAAACCUGUCGGCGUCCUGAACUAAGGGCAAUAAACUUUUUAAAGUAGGGACCUUCUUUGCCAUACUUUUCACAAACAAAGAAGACCUUUUCAUAGCUGUACCAAUGCAUGAACUUAUUAAAAUGUUAUGAAGUUCAACAAAAGUUUUUGCCACUUGCUUGAAGUUUAGAAAAUGAAGGUGAAAAGGGAAAAA